ACACACACACACACUUGUCCUGCUCUCUUUUCGUUCCGUUUCGUUCCGUUUCGUUCCUCCUGCCUCCAAUUGGAAACCCACCACAAAGAAGCAAAAGCACCAAUAGCCGAGACCGAGACCUCGAGCCAGCCGAGCAGCUUCCACCUCUGACCCAAACCCAACCCCAUUCAGCAGAACAUCCAGUUAUAGCUUAAUUAAUCCUUUUCUUUAUACCGACUCCCUCGUGGCCUCGUCGCCUCAGCUCCACCACCACCACCUCCACCCGCGCCUCCAAAAUCCAAAUCCGAUCGAUCUCCGCGGCCUCCAGAUCCCCCGGCGGGCGGAGACGGCGAGCUCCAGGCGGCCAAGAAGCCCCCCCCUCGCAGCGCUCCUCUCCUCUGCCUCUCCGAAUCCCUUACCAGGUCCGUGCGGGCCGUUCUUGCUGGCUGGCUGCUCCCUGCAUUGGGCACGGUUGCUGGAGCUUUUCCGUGCGCUGUUUUGGGUGUAAAAGCUUCGAUUUUUACGUGGUGUAACAUCCAAUUUCCGGUGCUGGCGCUGGGAUUUUGCUUCGGUUGGGGUGGGGGCUUGGGGCUGGUUGCCGCGGGUGGCGCUGGCCCGUGGCCGGAUGUGGACCGGCCGGGUAAUGCGAAUGGGAAGGGGUCGUUUGGUUUGGUCAGAGCUUGACUUUUCGCCAGCCGCCGCCGUGGACUCGGCCUCUGUCUUUUCUCUCUCUCUCUCUCUGCAAAUCGCCUGCUUUGGACAUUGUAGAUCACCUACCUCGACACAUUUUCUGGAUUGUCGAACAACUUGCGAAGCUUUGGAUAGAGUGGUGCUCGUCCAAUGUUAGUAGCUUGCCAUCACAAUUUCCGGAACAGAUCGUGACUGGGUGGCGUACUAGCUAGCGCAUCGCAAUACGUACUAGAACCACCACCGAAUAUCACUGGGGGUGGGUGGACUGCUCGGUUGUUGUAGAAUUGUAGGGACAAAUCUUGGGGGAAAAAACAUUGCCUGAAAGUUCUUCAGGCCCUGGUGUAGCAGCUGAAUUACCCAGUUUAAUGGCGAAGAACGAGCUUUAGAUGGUCUAAAGAUGGAGAUGAGAUAGAAGCACCACAAAGUGUACAGUGGGGUAGCAAGGAUAUGACUGUCAUGAUGCCUCAGCGCCACCGGGCUACAGCCAAGAAGCCCAUGUGGAUAAUCGUGCUCUUGUGCAUGGUUUGCAUCGUGCUGAUUGGGGCUUACGUCUUCCCACCGCGGCGCUUCUCUAACUGCUACCUCUCUGCUUCAAGUGUAUGCGCACCUUUCAAGGAUUGGCUCCCUUCUAUGGGCCGUCGGGAGAGAACUGACGAGGAGAUUAUUUCAUCUGUAGUUAUUAGGGAUAUCCUUUCAAUGCCCAUGCCUAUGCCAAAAAAUCCAAAGAUUGCCCUUAUGUUCUUGACACCAGGUUCAUUGCCCUUUGAGAAAUUGUGGGAGAAGUUUUUACAGGGACAUGAGGGAAGAUACUCCAUCUAUGUGCACGCAUCACGUGAAAAGCCUGUUCAUACUAGUUCUUUGUUUGCUGGCCGGGAUAUUCACAGUGAUGCGGUAGUAUGGGGAUUGAUUUCAAUGGUUGAUGCUGAGAAAAGAUUGUUAGCGAAUGCACUGGAAGAUGUUGAUAAUCAAGUUUUUAUCUUGCUUUCUGACAGUUGUGUUCCACUGCAUUCAUUUGAUUAUGUGUAUAAUUACCUCAUGGGAACGAAUGUUAGCUUCAUUGAUUGUUUCAAGGAUCCAGGUCCACAUGGCAGUGGAAGGUACUCUAUUGAGAUGUAUCCUGAAAUAGACGAGAGGGAUUUUAGAAAGGGUGCCCAGUGGUUUGCAGUUACAAGGAGACAUGCUUUAAUGAUUCUGGCUGACAGCUUGUACUACAAGAAGUUCAAGCUAUACUGCAAGCCAGCAGAAGGGCGCAACUGUAUUGCAGAUGAGCAUUAUUUGCCAACCCUGUUCAAUAUGGUAGAUCCUGGUGGGAUCUCUAAUUGGUCUGUUACACAUGUGGAUUGGUCUGAGGGAAAAUGGCAUCCAAGGUCAUAUAGCGCUGAUGAUGUCACCUAUGAUCUCUUGAAGAACAUUACAGCAGUUGAUGAGAACUUCCAUGUAACAAGUGAUGACAAGAAACUUGUGAUGCAGAAGCCGUGUUUGUGGAAUGGAUCAAAGAGACCGUGCUAUCUUUUCGCUAGGAAGUUUAAUCCUGAAGCACUUGACAACCUACUGAAGCAAUUUACCAGUUACACAUCUGUUUGAGUCCUACCGGAUUCUUUGCCUUGUGCUGUCAAAUCCGACAAGCUUUUUUCUCUUCCUGUUUAUAUGUAAAUUGUGAAGUCCGUACUUAUUAGGAUCUGGGCCUGAAGAUACCGGUACAACUGCAACAGCUGUGAUGGCUUGGAGCUGAGUCAUGGGUAAAACGGCCACAGCGAUGUUUAUAGAAUGGCACUGCCCUCAUAGUAAUUUAUCGUGUUCAAUGUAUGUCUCCAUAGUCUUCCACCCAACUCCCAACUCAUUAGUUCUUUAUUCUUGGAGAACAGUUUUUGUCAGAGUGUUAUACUGUCAUGAUAUGAUCCAUUCUUUGUAGACACAGAGAUUACAACAGAUGUAUCACAAAUGCAGUCUUAAUUUUGUCACUAUUAAAUCUUUUAUCA
Messenger RNA from Zea mays, 2648 nucleotides. RefSeq lists its product as uncharacterized. Gene Ontology annotation, molecular function: glycosyltransferase activity. NCBI's taxonomy places the organism in Eukaryota, Viridiplantae, Streptophyta, Magnoliopsida, Poales, Poaceae. Gene Ontology annotation, cellular component: membrane. The coding region runs from base 1117 to 2253 and encodes 378 amino acids. The record is from RefSeq and is a predicted model, not a curated record. The transcript has 11 exons.